CAAUCAGAGUUGAAGCGUGUGGUUAUUGGUGAGUAUGUGUGCUAGGAGAUAUUGCUCUCAGCUUGAUGGGGGGUGGAGCUUGCUUUGUAGUUCCUAUGGGGACCAGACUGUAAAAGCGAAGGACCUGGACAAGAAGUAUCCCACUCAACAAACCCACACACACUCAGACGUUUACACUCGUCGGGUCACACACAAUACUGACAAACACAUCCCUUCAAAAAAGUCGGACGAUUAUCUGGUACUACAUCUGUUUUAUCUCUGCAGAUCCGAUUGGUUCUUCGCUCUACAACAGGUCGCGCCUGUGCGCACAGAUUGCGCCUGUGGUGGAGAUUCUGUCGGGAGCCACCGCUUUGCAGGAUGGAAAAGUAUGAGAAGAUUGGAAAGAUUGGAGAGGGCUCAUAUGGAGUCGUAUUCAAAUGCAGAAACAAAGACACGGGCCAGAUUGUGGCCAUCAAGAAGUUUGUGGAAUCUGAGGAUGACCCUAUCAUUAAGAAAAUCGCUCUUCGGGAAAUCCGUAUGCUUAAGCAACUAAAGCACAGUAACCUGGUUAACCUAAUCGAGGUGUUUCGCCGCAAGCGUAAGCUACACCUGGUGUUUGAGUACUGUGACCACACUGUCCUCAAUGAGCUGGACCGCUACCCACAUGGAGUUCCUGAGCACCUGGUGAAAAGCAUCACCUGGCAAACACUCCAGGCUGUCAACUUCUGCCAUAAACAAAAUUGUAUCCACAGAGAUGUAAAGCCAGAGAACAUCCUCAUCACCAAACAGCAGGUCAUUAAGCUAUGUGACUUCGGCUUCGCCCGUAUCCUCACGGGGCCCUGUGACUACUACACAGACUACGUGGCGACCCGGUGGUACCGGGCCCCGGAGCUGCUGGUGGGGGACACGCAGUACGGCCCCCCAGUGGACGUGUGGGCGGUGGGCUGCGUCUUCGCUGAGCUGCUCUCCGGCUCCCCCCUCUGGCCGGGCAAAUCUGACGUGGACCAGCUCUACCUCAUCAGAAAAACACUGGGAGAUCUGAUCCCCAGGCACCAGCAGGUCUUCAGCAACAACCAGUUCUUCAGUGGGGUAUCUGUCCCUGAACCACUAGAGAUGGAGACUCUGGAGCAGAAAUACCCUAACCUCUCUUACCAAGCACUCAGUCUUAUGAGGGGCUGCCUGCGGAUGGAUCCAUCCGAGCGUCUGACGUGCGAGCAGCUGCUUGAGCACCCCUACUUCGACAGCCUGCGAGAGGAGAGUGAGAGCGUGGCUCGGGAGCUCAACCGGGCCACCAAGAGACGCUCGCGGCAACCCCGCGCCAAACACCUGCCUCCUGGGUAUUUGCCUCAGCUAACCAGCAGUAGCAUCUUCCCUGUUCUGGACAACAGGAACAACAAAUACUACAACUUGCGCAAAUUCAACUACCACUUCCCCAACAUCUAACACACACAUGCAUACCUUCUCCCACACAAACGCAGACACACCAGCAGUUUCCUUGGAUAACUCAGGGACUAGCCAAUGCUUUGAAAACCCCUCACUCUCACAACCUGCAGAAGAUGGUCCAAUCAGUAUGUCGGGCAGCAGAGGGGAGGAAAGUGACCGGUGUAGGAGUAUCCCUUCCUGUGAGGGUUACUUUAGUGUGAAAAAUGAAACACGGUCUGAGGAGAAACUAAGCAACCAAAAACCUAUUUUCAGUCUCACUAAUACUCUUGCAAGCCAGAUUGCUAGGUUUUUAUAUCUCCUUUAUUUUGACCUAUUGCCUAGUUCAGGAACAGCAGUUGCAAACCUCUGCUGGACAAAAUACCUUUGAGAAUGUUGAAAGGACACUCUCCAGUAGCCAUUUUAAGCAGAAGCAAGUUGGUACCCA
Molecule: messenger RNA, 1846 nt
Organism: Alosa alosa (allis shad)
Lineage: Eukaryota; Metazoa; Chordata; Actinopteri; Clupeiformes; Clupeidae
Gene: cdkl1
Product: cyclin-dependent kinase-like 1 (CDC2-related kinase)
Exons: 10
Coding region: 358-1422 (354 amino acids)
Biological process (GO): protein phosphorylation
Cellular component (GO): nucleus
Molecular function (GO): ATP binding; cyclin-dependent protein serine/threonine kinase activity
Source: RefSeq, a predicted model, not a curated record